Molecule: messenger RNA, 1423 nt
Organism: Brachypodium distachyon (stiff brome)
Lineage: Eukaryota; Viridiplantae; Streptophyta; Magnoliopsida; Poales; Poaceae
Product: cysteine proteinase 1
Exons: 4
Coding region: 16-1215 (399 amino acids)
Cellular component (GO): lysosome
Molecular function (GO): cysteine-type endopeptidase activity
Source: RefSeq, a predicted model, not a curated record
AACAACCCCUUAUAAAUGAACCGGAGCAGGCACCCACAUAUCUCAAAACCGCAGAGGAAAAAAACAAUAUCAAACCAUCCAAUCAUGGCGCGCCUCCGCCGUCUCCCCAUCGUCGUCGCUGCCGUCCUCCUCCUCUCCGGCGUCGCUGCACUUUCCUCGCCGGUGGAGGACCCACUCAUCGAGCAGGUGGUCGGGGGCGACGAGAAGAACGAGCUGGAGCUGAACGCCGAGGCGCACUUCGCGAGCUUCGUCCAGCGGUUCAACAAGUCGUACAGGGACGCCGACGAGCACGCCCACCGGCUGUCCGUGUUCACGGCCAACCUCCGCCGCGCGCGGCGCCACCAGCGGCUCGACCCCUCGGCGGUCCACGGCGUCACCAAGUUCUCCGACCUAACCCCCGACGAGUUCCGGGACCGCUUCCUCGGCCUCCGCAAGUACCGCCGGAGCUUUCUCAAGGGACUAUCCGGAUCGGCGCACGACGCCCCGGCCCUCCCCACAGACGGCCUCCCCACCGAGUUCGACUGGCGCGAGCACGGCGCCGUCGGGCCUGUCAAGGACCAGGGCUCGUGCGGGUCGUGCUGGUCGUUCAGUACGUCCGGUGCGCUGGAGGGCGCGCACUACCUCGCCACCGGGAAGCUCGAGGUGCUCAGCGAGCAGCAGAUGGUUGACUGCGAUCACGAGUGUGAUCCAUCAGAACCACGAGCGUGCGACGCAGGAUGCAAUGGUGGCUUGAUGACUACAGCUUUCAGCUAUCUUGCGAAAGCUGGUGGUCUGGAGACCGAGAAGGACUACCCUUACACCGGGAGGGGCGGUGCCUGUAAGUUUGAUAAGUCUAAAAUUGCUGCUCAAGUCAAGAACUUCAGCACUGUUGCUGUGGAUGAAGAUCAAAUUGCGGCUAACCUUGUGAAACAUGGCCCGCUCGCAAUUGGUAUCAAUGCAGUCUUCAUGCAGACAUACAUUGGUGGUGUCUCAUGUCCAUUUAUCUGUGGGAGGCAUCUUGAUCAUGGUGUUCUCUUGGUUGGCUAUGGAUCUGCUGGUUAUGCGCCACUCCGCUUCAAGGAAAAACCAUACUGGAUCAUAAAGAAUUCGUGGGGCGAGAACUGGGGUGAGAGCGGGUACUACAAGAUCUGCAGGGGGGCGCAUGUCAAGAACAAAUGCGGUGUUGAUUCCAUGGUUUCCACGGUGACUGCCAUCCAUACCUCUAACAAGGAAUAGGAUAUUACUAGUACUCUGGAGUCUGGGCUGCAUAUAUAGUACUUGUGAUUCAAUCUUGUGCCAGGACCGUCGGUAGUAACUGCCAUUCCACGAUGUUUUAUUACGAUUCAGUAAAUAUGUGAAGCUUCUCUUGGUUGCUCUUGUAUGUGCUUCGAUUACUAUAUAUUAGCCAUUGUAUAUAAUCUGAUAUUUCUGGUUAAUCAUUGAA